Molecule: messenger RNA, 390 nt
Organism: Homo sapiens (human)
Lineage: Eukaryota; Metazoa; Chordata; Mammalia; Primates; Hominidae
Product: UPF0764 protein C16orf89-like
Exons: 4
Source: RefSeq, a predicted model, not a curated record
CCCCAGGCUGGAAUGCAGUGGCGUGAUCUCGGCUCACUGCAACCUCCGUCUCCUGGGUUCAAGAGAUUCUCCUGCCUCAGCCUCCUGAGUAGCUGGGAUUACAGGUUCCUGCCACCACACUCAGCUAAUUUGUUUGUAUUUUUAGUAGAGAUGGAGUUUCACCAUAUUGGUCAGGCUGGUCUCAAACUCCUGACCUCAGGUGAUCCACCUGCCUUGUCCCAAUUGGAAGCGCACUGCGCGGCCUCCACCGCGCUCUCGGCCCGGGUUCGGCGUGGGGGCGGGGAGGGGGCGGGGCGCCUAUAUUACGUGCGCGGCGCCGCUCCUGCGAGAGGACGUUGCGUGCUCGCUCGCGCCAGGCGAGUCUCCGCGUCUCCCUCGCGAACUCGGUGA